AAACGAUCUUUUCCGUACAAAUUCCCAACCGAUGGUUAUUCAUGUAAUUUUCAACACUUCAUAAUCCAGCUUACCUACAAGUACUCAGAUUCAUCGAGCGUGCAGUCAGUGGCUAAACCAUUCGUUGCAGGCACGUCUUGUGAGAAGGAAGUUGGUUGUGCUGAAGUUCGGCGACAAUGGUGACAGGGCGGCAGAAGCGGCAGCAGAGGUUGGGCAUUUUCUGCGGUGUCUUUAUGCUGUGUACAUUUGCAGUAGCUGCAAAGGAGUACCAGAACUGCACUACCAGUGACUCUAAGCCAGGCAUCUGCGUCUAUCAGUAUCAGUGCAUUAACGGAGUCCUCGGUGUUUCCGGUGAAAACAUCAUCGAUGUGCGAUUCUUCGAUGACUGCAAUGAUUAUCUCAUGAAGUGCUGCAUUGAACCGGUUGAUGACGAUGAACCGGAAACGGCAACGGACCCGCCGCCGUCCGCGGAUACUGUCGCUGAGUCCACGACGGUUGGACCCGCAGGACCUACGCAGGAGCCACCGCCCUCCACGGGUGGAAGUGAUCGUGGAAAAGGGAACCGUCCUGGUGUGAUAGUGCCACCGUACGCCCCGCAGGAGUGUGGGCAGCGUAAUCCACGGGGCGUUAUGUUCAGAAUUCAAAACGAGGAAUUUAGUGAGACCGAGUACGGCGAGUAUCCGUGGGUGGUGGCCAUCUUUCGACGAGUGAACGGCUCCUCGCUGAAGUAUCUAUGCGGUGGAGCAUUGCUCGAUGGAGCGGCGGUCCUCACGACGAGCACCUGUCUUUACAAGUACCGCAACAACCCUAGCCAACUGGUGGUCCGGCUGGGUGAGUGGGACAUGAGCACGACCCGCGAACCGAUACCGCACGUGGACAGCGAUGUACAGACGCUGCACGUCCACCCUCAGUACGGGUUGACGAGCAAGAUCAACGACAUUGCCAUCGUGAUUCUCACCGAUACGGUGGAGUUCAAUCACACGGUCGGCGUGGUGUGUCUACCGCCGCAAAGUAGCGAGCACUGGCCGAACUUUAAAGAUGUCAUCGGUGUUGGCUGGGGUGAGGUACCCAAAUUUGUCCAAAAGCAGCCGCAGACCAUUCUAAAGAAGGCUCACCUGACGUCCGUAGACCACGAGUCCUGCCAGCGGAAGCUUCGCAAGCUGGUGGGGCCAAAGUACACGCUGCACCGAAGCUUUCUGUGUGCCGAGGGAACACCACCGGAAAUGUUACCGUGCAACGGGGACAACGGAUCACCGUACAUGGCGGAGAUCGAGCGGGGCAGUGAGCGGUACUAUCUCGUGGGGCUCAUCUCGUGGGGCUUCGACUGCAAUCACUCGAACGCACCGGCUGUGAUGACCAAUGUGGCGUACAAUCGAGAGUGGAUCGAUGAGGUGAUCCGAAGUGAGCAUCUUAGUCCGUGGAGCUACACCUACCAACGGACGGAGGAAUUCGGAGAAUAAUAAAGCCACAAAGCACCAGCGAACACCGUUUGUAUUGAACGGACUUCUUUGCUUUUAUUCGUUGCGAAUACAUUGA
Molecule: messenger RNA, 1536 nt
Organism: Anopheles cruzii
Lineage: Eukaryota; Metazoa; Arthropoda; Insecta; Diptera; Culicidae
Product: phenoloxidase-activating factor 2-like
Exons: 3
Coding region: 177-1460 (427 amino acids)
Biological process (GO): proteolysis
Molecular function (GO): serine-type endopeptidase activity
Source: RefSeq, a predicted model, not a curated record